AUGGACUCGCCACCGCCAGACCCAUCAUCUUCUGGACAAUGGGCCAGCGGACGGAAACUCACCAAGUCUCAGCGCGAGAAGAAGAGAGCCAUUGACCGGGAACGGGUCAGGCAACGACGAGAACAAUAUGCGGAACGAAUUGUCACUCUUGAAGCUAAGCUGGCCGAGGUGACCGCAGAACUUGAGGAUCUAAAGCGGAGUCGAGUAAUAGAGUCCAGCGGCACUCUCAGCACCAAUGCGCAGUGCGGUGCGCUUAUCCCUAGAGAUGUGUCCGGAAUGCUAAACGACGUGUCUUGGAUGGAUACGACCCUCGGUAUUCCUGCCGUUACGUCAAACACCCUACCAGUAUAUUCUAUGGGAGCAAUUGGCUCUUUUGAACCAUAUGUCGAGGAUGACACCCAUAUGCUGCCCAAUUCUACUCAGCUGAUCCUCCCCAACGAGUCUGCGGCAUUGCAAGUCUCAACCAGCGAGAUCGCACCCUUAGAUCCCUACCUGGAAGGGGCCAACUCCUUGGAUCGAAGCCAGAAGUCAGACUGUCAGCGAAUCCUGGGCCGCUCUGUCCAAAAGGCGCGAUCGCUAAGUGCAGCGGAUGUGUGCAUUGACACCGCUCGUAACGAUGAUGUCCUCAUCCGAGGCAUCAUGCAUGGCUGGGAUCACCUUAAGGCUCGCUAUGAGUUCUUUUGCCCUCUGUGGGCAGCGUUGGAGGAUCUUGAUAACAGAAUUUUCCGUCGCGCUGGAGCCAUGACUCGAUUGCCCGUCUUGAGGAUGGUUCAUUCUCUGCUAUUGUGCUUGGUAAAGGCAAACUCAAUCAGCAACCUACCAUCUUGGUAUCGUCCUCGAAAGGCGCAGUACCAAGUUGAUCAUCCGCUUUGCGCAGAUCUGCUGCCAUGGCCCAAGCUCCGCGAACGCGCCGUUCUCUCCUCCUCACUAACCCAGACGAACAAGUUCUGGACGGAGCUAGUUUACUCUUUCCGUUUCGGCUUUCCACACGACAAGACGAUCCACGAAGCCAUCUCCCUAGACAACACCACAGACCGGUGGAGCUUCUCGGGCUUGUUCCUGAAUCACAUACUGGAGAUCCGGGUCUGGCACAUAGACCAGGAUUUCUUCCACAAUUGGCCUGAGACCUAUGGAGACAUCGUGCCGGCACCCGAGAUUGGGCGGUCGCUUGCGUUCACUUCGGGGUGCGGGUCGCCACAAGAGUUCCUGUGGAGGGCCGCCGGAUCCGGUGCGAGAAUCGCAGGAGACGGGUUUCGGCCGCCUCAUCAUUACCAUAAUCAUCUUUUGCCUCUGCCGGUGCGUGAGGGAGAUGACGGUAAGAGAUCGAAUACCGGUGCUGAGGAUGACAACAGCUGGGAGGUCUUGUCUUGGCGGAUGCCAGUACCAGUUUCGGUGGCCGAUGUUCCACAUGCGGGAUCCAUGCCAACCGUCUUCGUCGAUAGCUGA
Messenger RNA from Exophiala aquamarina CBS 119918, 1446 nucleotides. RefSeq lists its product as uncharacterized. NCBI's taxonomy places the organism in Eukaryota, Fungi, Ascomycota, Eurotiomycetes, Chaetothyriales, Herpotrichiellaceae. The record is from RefSeq and is a predicted model, not a curated record. The transcript is spliced from 4 exons. The coding region runs from base 1 to 1446 and encodes 481 amino acids.